This is a messenger RNA of Syngnathus typhle (broad-nosed pipefish), 1769 nucleotides long. RefSeq names its product acyl-CoA-binding domain-containing protein 5-like. Gene Ontology annotation, cellular component: peroxisome. Bases 135 to 1529 code for a protein of 464 amino acids. Gene Ontology annotation, molecular function: fatty-acyl-CoA binding. Lineage: Eukaryota; Metazoa; Chordata; Actinopteri; Syngnathiformes; Syngnathidae. The record is from RefSeq and is a predicted model, not a curated record. The transcript is spliced from 14 exons. Gene Ontology annotation, biological process: autophagy of peroxisome; fatty acid metabolic process.
GCUCAUCUGAUUGAAAAACAAACAAAAACAAAAAAACUACAUAUCCCAAACUGAUUAUACCGUACGUGCCCUGGCUCUUCCGACUCGACAUUCAUUUUUAACAUUUUGCUUAUUUUCAGUGGGAAGUACACUUAAUGGUGAGGACUCUCGCGUUGACGGCUGUCACCAUGGCACAGGAGGACCAACACACCCUGCAGGCUAAAUUCGCUGCUGCUGUCAAAGUGAUCAGGAGCUUGCCGAAAGAAGGCCCUUUCCAGAUGUCGGAUGACAUGAUGCUGAUGUUUUAUAGUUACUACAAGCAAGCCACCAUGGGGCCUUGCAGCUUUACCAGACCAACAGGUUUCUGGGAGUCACAUGAAAAAAACAAAUGGAAUGCAUGGAGCUCUUUGGGAAACAUGUCUAAAGAAGAAGCCAUGAAGAUUUAUGUUGAAAACAUCCAGCUGAUUUUAGAGACAAUGCCAGUCUCAAAUGAAGUGUCUGACCUGGUGCAACAACUUGGCAACUUCUACUUGGAAGAAGAGGAGGAUGGAGGUGAAGACAAUGAGAGUGAACCUUUCACAAGGCCUUUUGCAAAGCAAGCAGAGCUGCUCAGUCCAACGAAACCUGCAUUGGAAGGCUAUGGAGAUCUGUGGGACGAUAUACAAAACUUUCAAGAAGAAGAACGUGGCAUGGGUUUUAAUGGAGCAGAGGGGGUUAAAUGCAAGGAUGAUGGUCAAUAUCCCCCAAAAGCGUGGAGCCCUGAGCCCAGGCUGAGGUGUUCAACGAGGAGGUCGAGCAGCAGCGUGGAAGCGAGCGUGUCCUCGUUGACCCACAGCUCGCUCAAUAGUGACGUGGAGGAGGAAGAGCUGGCCUACGCUAAAGAACAAAGCACGUGCAGCCCCAUCUACAUGAACUAUAAUGAGCAACAAACUGAUGCUGUUAAGAAGAACUACCACUUGGCAGACUCUGAUGAUGAGGAAUUUUGUGAUUCAAUGGAUCAUCCAGCCAUGGAGAAGAUUCUGUCCACAUCACAAAUCCGGUCAGGUGGAGCAACAUCUGCUUUGGAAAAGGAGCAAGAUCUUUGGUUUGAGAGCUCCUCCGACCUUAAAGAAGAAGACUACUUACUCCGAGUUGAUUCUUACAGUAAAGAGACUCACACAUUUCUUAGAGAUUCUCAGUCACCAAAGACCGCCUGCAGCUCUCAACUAUGGUUGCCUACCAGUGACAAUGCGUCACACUGCACACGCCCCAGCACAACUUCUCGGGGGAACGUCAAUGAGCAAAUAUUUACAGCUCUUUUGAGAUUGCAGGAUGACAUGACUGAUGUGCUACAUAGGCUGCACACUUUAGAAGAACUCACCGUAGAGCAGUCAAGAUCAUCGUUAGCAAGGUGUGCAGAUGCUCUACCUAUAGCACGAAAGUUUUUGACACCAUCUUGGUGGCCAUUUGAGUAUUCUCCAAUUACAAUGGUGAUGACAGCACUUUGGCCUGCUAUUGCAUAUGGUUUGCUCCAGCUAUAUUCACGACGAAAGAGACGGAGAAUCACUUGAGUUUAUCCUCAUAUUUAAAUAUUAUAAUCCCUGGGUGUAAUAGUUCCACUCUUGUUUACCUAAUAGAAAAAACAUCAUGGAGGAACUUUGGCUAGAAAUGACACAUGAACAUGAUGAAAAUGGCAAGAUUUGAACAUUUUGUCAGAGCUUGGUGAUUCAUCACUUAAUUUUAGUACAACAGACCAUGUUAUUUAUUAUUCUCUUUUUUUGUCAAAUGAACAAUAAAAAAAUCAACAAUUA